AUGGCGAUGCUGGCACAAGAGCUGUCAGUUCUGAAGGGUUUGGUCGAUGCUGCCCCAAGCAGCUCUGUUCGAGACCAGCUCUUGGGAAGCCAUGCCGAGUCGAUCAAGGCGCAGAUCUUGAACAAGCCAGUGACUGAGGAGGAGGUGAAGUCACUGACUGCGGUGAUCCAGGGAAUGCCGUUCAGUGAAGUUCAGGCGUCAGAGUUGCUGGUGGCUCUCAGCACAUCAUAUCUGAGAGCUAACAAAGCGGCAAGUGCUUCUGGAAAGAGCCAAGUGAUGGUGGAUCUGGUCCCUUACCUGACGGGCAAGGAGUGGGACAUGAUCCACGAUGGUGCACUUGGCUUGAAGGUGAAGCUCAGGAAGCUGUCUGAUGUCCUGAUGAAGCUUGGCUGCCUCUACCCAGGCGAGCCGAGCAAGGGCCAUGUGGUGUCACUGCUGAAGCAGUGCGGACACGACGAGCUCAGUGACCCCCAGACCUUCAACUUGAACCUGAAGCUGUUCAAGAACUACAUCACAGAAGCCAGAAAGAAGGCCAAACUGGAGGACUGUGGUCGGGUGCACAUAGAUGUGUACAACGGCAACCCCAAGGACCUGCCGAAGGACAUCUACCAAAAGGCCUAUGCACAUGAAGGGCCAUGUGGACGACAAGACAGCCUGAAGGCAAAUACUGUCGGCCCCUUGCGUGGCAGCCACAAAGACAUGAGGCCUCAGGCCAUGAGCAGUGCAGCCAACAGCACGACCUGUCAGAUGUCGCAGCUGGCAAGCUUCGCAUCGAUGAUGGCAUCCUUCGUGCGGGGAGAUGGCCAGCAUGCAAAUCAGCAGACAGCUGCUGUGCAAGCUCCUGUGCAUGUGCCUGCACCUGCGCCAGCGGUUCAGGCGCCAGCACAGCCAUCUGUGAGCACAACUGCUGUGGUGGCAGCUGAGCAACAGGCCAAUGAGACGGUGAAUGUGCCACCGAUUGAGUUGGGACCAAAGACUGAAGGAGCGUCCCAAUGGAUGUUCUGGCUGCAGAUGGACUCCAGGCUGCUGCCCGAGUUGCUGGAGGAAAGGAUGAUGAUCGUCGUGAGCCGUGGGCUGGCAGAUACUUUGAAGAAGCUGCAGGAAGCUGGGAAACUGGCUGAGGAUGAGCCCACGUCAAGGGCUUCCAUCAAGCGGGCCAGGGAGCUUGAGCUGUCACAGAUGAGCACCAGGUUCGGACCCAUCCUUCUUGAGAAGACUUUGACUGGGGACACGAAGGGGGACACGAAGGAAACUUAUUCGGUCUCCAUGCUCAACCCCGUAAGUUUGUGGGCAUAUCUGGUUGAAAACUGUGAUGGUCUCAAGCCCGUUUUGGACGAGGCUUUUUCAAAGCAUAGGCCUGAGUUGAACAAGAGAUGGGACUUGAUAGUGUACUGUGACGAACUUGUCUUGGGCAACGCAUUGAGACACCAGAACAACAGGAAACUUCAGGACACCUUCUUUGGUCAGCACAGCUUCGAGCAUGGGAUUAUGAUCAGCUACCGCGGUGAAGCCUUCUUGUUUUUCUCACAGCUCAGCGUCUUGAUUGCUGAUGAGGUUGCAAUCAAGCAGAGCGUUGAAUCCAAGGGGGCGGCUGGCAAGCUCUUUUGCAGUCGCUGUUCGAACGUGAUCAGCAAGUACUCAUGGGACAAUGCUGUGGACACCACGGGUCUUGUGCAUGGGGCAUGCACUGAUGUUUCUCAGUUCAGGCUGCACACCAACGAAUCUGUGCAGAAGGUCGUCAAGUACUUGGAGGAGCAGCAUGGGAAAUUGACAAGUGUGCAGUUCGCACAGCUCGAGACCCAGUUGGGCUACAACUGGAAACCUUCUGGCCUCCUGCGCAACCCAACUUAUGGCCUGGUGAUUCCUGAAAGCAUCAUGUUCGAUUGGUUCCACGUCUUUCUGGUGCAUGGGAUUGCCAAUCGUGAGUUCGCUUUACUGUGGCAUGCUCUCAAACGGGUUGGGCUUUCAACCCGGCUGGAAAAAUUUCUGGAAUCAUUUGAGUGGCCCAAGCAGUUUCAGGGCUCCAGGCCAAACAAGAUCUUUGGGAAACGGGACACAUCAGUGGAGCCACUGAAGUGCUCGGCCAGUGAGCUGCUCAGUGCAUAUGGGAUCAUCAGAGUCUUCAUCGUGCAGUUUGUCUGGGAAGAUCAUCCGUCUGUGCGCCCAUCAUGCCAGACAUCUCUCAGACUGUGUGAAGUUCUCGAUCAUCUAACUACACUGAAUCGCGGCGGGUCUUGUUCAUGGACUGAACUCCAUGAAGCCAUCAAAGGCUAUCUGGAUAGCUUCUUGGCACUCCACGGGGACGAGUAUUGGGUCCCAAAAUGUCAUAUGUCUCUUCAUCUUGGUGAGUUCCUCCGGCGUCAUGGGACGUUGUUAUCGUGCUUUGCCCAUGAACGCAAGCACCGCCUCGUCAAGAGAUUUGGCAACCCGGUCAACAACUUCACUCAGAGCUUUGAGAAAUCUAUCCUCAGCGACAUCAUUCAUGUUCAGGUACGUGAGCUGUGCGAAGAAGCUGUGGUUCUGGGCUUGUCUCUCUUCAAGGAGAAGAAGGUUGCCAAAGGCAAGAUGGAUUGGCUCUUCGAGUUCUUGGGAAGUUCUGAAUGCUUCACAUCCAUUCGUGCUCAAGGCCCUGGAGGCCAUGUCGUGCAGAAGGAUGAUGUUGUGGAGUUUCUCGACAGUGAUGGAUCAUCUUCAGUGGGUCGGGUGUUGUACCACGUGAGACAUGGAUCCACGUUUUUGACUGUGCUUUGUCCCUGGAACCGGGUGCAUGGCAUCAUGUUCAAAGUUAAACAUGAUCUAGCUGUGAUCCUUUUGAGUUCUGUUGUCCAAUGUUGUAUGUACAGCUUGAAAAAUGACGAUGCUAUGGUAGUCCGACGGUGA
Cladocopium goreaui is the source of this 2880-nucleotide messenger RNA. NCBI's taxonomy places the organism in Eukaryota, Dinophyceae, Suessiales, Symbiodiniaceae. The record is from the annotation of a GenBank genome assembly.